Colias croceus (clouded yellow) is the source of this 1367-nucleotide messenger RNA. It is a transcript of the gene Bin1, whose product is annotated as histone deacetylase complex subunit SAP18. Gene Ontology annotation, cellular component: nucleus. Gene Ontology annotation, biological process: negative regulation of DNA-templated transcription. Gene Ontology annotation, molecular function: transcription corepressor activity; transcription factor binding. The transcript has 2 exons. Lineage: Eukaryota; Metazoa; Arthropoda; Insecta; Lepidoptera; Pieridae. Bases 326 to 805 code for a protein of 159 amino acids. The record is from RefSeq and is a predicted model, not a curated record.
UUUUUUUUUGAGAAUAUUAAAUCAAGAUUAAAUCAUUUUUACAGUAAAUCAUACAAUGACUUUCAUUACAUGUCUUAAUGGGUUCAUAGGUAUAUUUUACUGACAACAUUUUUGAACGCCACCAAUGUCCAAUACCGAAUUGUCAUUUGUCAAUUUAUUGACUUUUAGAACUGGACGCAAAAAGCCGAAAGAUUGUUUGUUUAUCGUAAACUAAAUAAACGUGUUGUUUAUUAUUUGAAUAAUUAGUCAAAAAGUGAUUUGUUGCGAUACUCUUCUUACAAAUUUAAUUGGAGUGAUUUAAAGAAAAUCGCUAGAAGUGACGGGAAUGAAAAUGGCGGGACUCGAAUCAAUGGUUGUUGAAGAGGUUAAACCAGCGGAAAAACCAGUGGAUAGAGAAAAGACAUGUCCUCUGUUGCUGAGAGUAUUCUGUUCAACUGGUAGACACAAUUCACCAAGCGAUUAUGCAAGGGGCGGUGUACCACAAAAUGAACUCCAAAUCUACACAUGGAUGGAUGCAACGCUGCGGGAACUCACUAGUCUAGUCAAAGAAGUGAACCCUGAGACAAGACGUAAGGGAACUUAUUUCGAUUUCGCAAUUGUAUACCCAGAUAUGAGGACACCCACUUAUCGAAUGAGAGAGAUUGGCGUCACUUGCUCAGGGCAACGGGGAAACGACGAUAACAAAACACUAUCGCAGGUUAAAUUUCAAAUUGGGAACUAUUUGGAUAUAUCUAUCACACCAGCCAAUAGAAUGCCUCCUCCAAUGAGAAGACCCCAACCUUUUAUGAAUAAUCGCCCAUAUUAAAAUUAAGGCAGUGAAUUAAAAUAAAAUAAUUUAAGGUAGUUCAAUGUUUUCUUAUGAACCUUGCCCUAGAUUUUGUACGAUUAUUAAAUGAGAAGUGAACUGAACAAAUUUGUUUUAUCAUUAUUGUAGAUGUUUGAAUUGAUAAAUGAGUAAUGAAAAUUAUUUACUUUAAUUAAGGCAACCUAUGUAUUAAAAAUAUUUUUAAAUAUCGGAUUAAAAUGUGACUUUGUAAGACUUGUAACUAUGAAGUAAGUUCUUGAUAAUUAUGAUUUAAAAAUCUGUGUUUGUUACAACUACUUGGGAUUCCUCUUUAUAAAUACAAAAAUGAAUUUGUAUUUAAAAUAAUAAUUUUGACUAGUGUUUGUCACUAUGUAUACUUUUUGUAAAGUGGAUAAUGCAUAGUGCACAGCAUUACAGAUAAAUUUAUUCUUACAAGAGAGGAUAAUGUAUGUAUCACAGAGUAUUACAUAGUAUAGCAUCUUUUAUAUACAAAACAUUUUGUAAUAAUUAAUGAUGUAUGAACACAUGUAGGUAAUAAAAGACAAGUUAAUUUUUCCGACAA